GAUCCAAGUUUCUAGGGUUUCACUUUAGUUCCCAAAACCCAUUAGCACUAUCUCCACUACUAAACCAACAACACCAUUUUUAUUUUCAUUUUCAUGUCAAUUUCAAUUUCAUUUCUUUGCUUCUUCUAGAUUCUUCCAUUCACCGUAACUGCGCACCCUUUCAUCUUCUCACCGGUAAGUCCAAUUCUUUAAACCCAUCUCCUUCUCAAGCCUCGACUUCAUCGAAACAUAAUUCUAGUGCACAAGUAAUUUCUCUUUACUUUUACAAAUUUGAUUUUAUUUAGAUUUAGGUUUAGACUUAAGUAUAACUUAUUAUUGUGUGAAAAGAAAGUGAGAGUAUGGGGAGAUCAGGGGGUAGAAAAAAGAAGAGUGGUUCUGUUGACAAUUCGGCUUCUUCUGCUCAAACGGUGAAUGGUGGUGUGGAAUUGGAUUCUUCAAUUUUUUUGAAAAAGGCACAUGAAAUGAAAGAAGAAGGGAAUAAGAGAUUUCAGAAUAAGGAUUAUGCUGGUGCUCUUCAACACUAUGAGAAUGCUCUUCGUUUGACACCCAAAACGCAUCUUGAUAGGGCUGUUUUUCACAGCAAUAGGGCUGCUUGUUUGAUGCAAAUGAAACCAAUUGAUUAUGAAUCUGUGAUUUCUGAGUGUACUUUGGCACUUCAGGUUCAGCCGCAAUAUGUCCGGGCUCUACUUCGUAGAGCCCGGGCCUAUGAGGCUGUUGGUAAGUAUGAGAUGGCUGUGCAGGAUGUGCAGUCUUUAUUGACUGCUGAUCCCAAUCAUAGGGAUGCUUUGGAGAUUGCUCAGAGAUUGAGAACUGCGUUUGGACCUCGUCAGGAAGCGCAGCAGGAUCUUCACAGUCGUCCUUCCCCUGCUGCGCUUGGGGCUUCUGCUGUCCGUGGUGCACCGAUUGCUGGAUUAGGCCCGUGUUUGCCUGCACGGCCAUCUUCGAAGAAGGGAGCAAAUCCUGCUGUUGGGUCAGUUGUCUCUCCUAAUAGCAAGGUAGACAAGUCUCAACAUGUUUUACUUCCAACUGAAAAUGGUCCUGAGACCAAGACCCAGUUGCCUAAAGUAGCACUGAAGCCUUCUAAUGGUACUGUGAAGCAACCUAACUCGAAAAAUGAAAACCAGAAGGAACAGUUGUCUUAUUCAUCGGCUAUUCACGGAAAGCUGUCGGAGGUCGCGAUUCGGUGGAGAUCAUUGAAGCUUGUUUAUGAUCAUGACAUUAGGCUUGCCCAGAUGCCGGUGAACUGCAGUUUUAGAGUACUGAGAGACGUGGUAAGCAAAAGAUUUCCUUCAUCAAAUUCAGUUCUGAUCAAGUACAAGGAUUGUGAUGGUGAUUUGGUUACUAUAACUUCUACCGAUGAACUCAGAUUGGCAGAGUCUUUUGUUGAUAAUUAUCUGCUGAAAGAACCUGAAUUGGGUAAAAGUGAUUCCAUUUCGGUGCUGAGACUUCAUAUUGUUGAAGUUAGUCCAGAGCAGGAGCCACCUUUGUUGGAAGAAGAGGAAGAAAAACUUGUUGAGAAUGAAGCGACCAAGGAAGAUGAGAGUAGAUCUCAUUCUUCCCUUGGUGAACCUGUCACUGAAGUUCAUGAAGUUCCUGAUACCGAGGUUGAUAAGUUAAGUAAGGAUGCUUCAAAGGAAAAGCCAGGAGCCACAGGAGAUAAUGAAUGCAAAGAAGUGGAGAUGGAUGAUUGGUUGUUCGAAUUUGCUCAACUUUUCCGCUCACAUGUUGGUAUUGACCCAGAUGCUCAUAUUGACUUGCAUGAGCUUGGGAUGGAGCUUUGUUCCGAGGCACUUGAAGAAACAGUUACUAGUGAGGAGGCUCAGGAUCUAUUUGACAAGGCUGCUUCAAAGUUCCAGGAGGUGGCAGCUUUGGCAUUCUUCAAUUGGGGCAAUGUUCACAUGUGUGCUGCUAGGAAGCGGAUUCCCUUAGACGAGUCUGCUGGGAAAGAGGUAGUGGCAGAACAGCUUCAAGUGGCUUAUGACUGGGUCAAGGAAAAGUAUUCUUUGGCAAGAGAGAAGUACGAAGAAGCACUCUUGAUCAAACCAGAUUUCUACGAAGGACUGUUGGCGUUGGGCCAGCAACAAUUUGAAAUGGCCAAGCUACAUUGGUCUUUUGCACUUGCUAAGAAGAUAGAUUUAUCAGGUUGGGAUCCAACAGAAACUCUUCAACUGUUCAACAGUGCAGAGGAGAAGAUGAAAGCUGCAACAGAAAUGUGGGAGAAGUUGGAGGAACAGAGAGCAAAAGAGCUAAAGGACCCAACUGCAACCAAGAAAGAAGAACUAUUGAGAAGAAGAAAGAAACAGGGAAGUGCUACUGAAGGAGAGUCUUCUAGUGCUGGUGGUCAGGGUGAUAUAUCUGCUGAAGAAGCUGCUGAGCAAGCAGUGGUCAUGAGAUCACAGAUUCAUCUCUUCUGGGGCAACAUGCUUUUUGAAAAAUCCCAAGUUGAAUGCAAAUUAGGAAUGGAUGGUUGGAAGAAAAACCUGGAUGCUGCAACAGAACGCUUUAAGCUUGCAGGAGCUUCUGAGGCAGAUAUUUCGAUGGUUCUAAAGAAUCAUUGCUCAAAUGGAGAUGCAAAAGGUGAUGAUAAAAAGGUCCAGAGCCCACAUCCCAACAAAACCGGUGAAGGCGAACUAGAGAUCAAUAAGGACAAUCAAGUAUGAGCUAAAAGAUGUGCCUCUGAAAUCUCAUUUGUUUCUGUUCAGUUGUGUCUUCAAUGAAGAUUCUGGACAAGGAAUAUCCUUGUCAUCAAGAGCUCAAAAGGAAUGUCUGAAUUUUUGGGAACUUGCAAUUGGAAAUUUAGGGUACCUUCAAUAAUUAGCUCUGCCCUCUUUUCUGAAGUUUUUGGUGAUCUGAUGAAGGGGAGAUUGUUUAUUAACAUUAUUUACACAGUUAUGAAUUUCCAAUGAUCAAUUUCACUUGCUCAGUCAUUUUUGUCCCUUGCAUUGUUCAUUGUACUGUUGAAACUUAUCGAGGAUUGCAUACAUGUUUGGCUCUUGACAAUUUGCGUUGUUGGGUCUUACCAAUAUGCUGCAUGUGUUGCUGAUUUUAUAAACUAAUGUUUUAUAGGCUUAAGUUAUGCUUAA
Messenger RNA from Cicer arietinum (chickpea), 3083 nucleotides. RefSeq names its product protein CLMP1. Gene Ontology annotation, molecular function: protein binding. The record is from RefSeq and is a predicted model, not a curated record. NCBI's taxonomy places the organism in Eukaryota, Viridiplantae, Streptophyta, Magnoliopsida, Fabales, Fabaceae.